AUGCACACUGACCGCCGUAGUAAAAAGUUCAGAAAGUCCAAGUUGAUUUUGGGUUUCUUCUACGGAUUUUUUCUGAGCCUGAUUCUCUACCACUUUGUUAUUGUCGAUUUAGAAUUUACUGAACAGACCACUCAUCUAAUGGGCAUUAUAAUCGGUCUAUUUUUGAGCAUCGGCCACGCAAUAUCACAACAGGUACGGUGUUUGGGACUUUUAGCAAUGCCGACGUUCUGUGAUAAGUCUGGCCAACGCGUAUUGGUGACCAUGGUAUUUGCGUACGUUAUGGCCGGCCCUUUAAACAACAUAAUGAAAAACGGAUCCGAAGUUAUCAGAGUGUUUACCUGUUCUAGUUCACUGGUAUAUAAUUUGACAAAGACUCGAUAUGAACUCAUGUUCAAACCUUUCCAAGAAGCACUAUUCAACCUAAAGGCUGAAACAAACGAGAUAAAAGAAACAAUAAAUUCCAUCAACGACGUGAUCGAUCCGAUCCGACAGGAAUUUGAAUCAGACAGUGACAGUAUCGUACUACACGAGAGAAACGACUAUUUAGACGAUCUGCAAAUGAGACCAUCAAAUAUGUACAACGCAAAAUCGUCCAAGCAUACCAAAAAUAUGUACAAGAUACCGGAGCCGAGCGAAGUAGAAAUAAAGUACAGAAAUAAAUUAUACAGAAAGUGCAAAGGCAUCAUCGACCGAGCGGAUGAAAAAUGCAAGGCAGCGUUUCAGAACAGUUACGACAAAUGCAAAAACUCUGUACACUGGUCCGUGAACUGGGCCCUGUGCUGGCCCAUGCAAGUCACUUUCGUCUGCAAUCUUGCACCACUAUUUGGUGGUGGAGACGUGUGCAAUUCCGGAAAAUCAGUGAAUUCCGGUUUCGGUAAAGGAUACGUUUACCUGACAAAGUCCAAGGAUGAAUUAAAACGAGAAUUCCUGCACGUAAAAGUCAAUUACAAGUUGAACAAAGUGAAAAUAAUGACUUCCGGGAGAAGAGACGGACGGCCGAGUUCGUGUUCGUGUGUAUACGACGUCUGCUGGCCUUUUCGUUCCUCAAAAUACUCUUGGAGUGAGUGCUGCGUCCGUUUCGUCGGUUCCGACAAUUCGUUGUAUUCCACCGUCGUUAUUGUUCGCAGCAGUCAGAGCUACAUGCACAAAUACCUAACGGACAUCGAACACGACAACGCGUAUGUGACCCGGUAUUACCGGAAGAUCGAUGCCCGGCGAAAAAAGACUGGCAAGCACACUUUGCUGCCGCUCAAGAAGACCGAAAAAAGCAAGAUGGUCGACUUGCGGAGCUACAAGCUGGUUGACCGCGAGUGUGAUCAUCUGUUCAAAUCAUUGGUGAAAUUGGUGUUCGAAAUUAUAGCUGCCUCGUCGUUGGUUUUAUUGGACAUUGUGUUUUACGAAGCGUUGGAUGUAAUCAAGAGACACGCCAAAAUCGAUUACUUCCAGACCGGCCACCACAACCUGUACAUCAAGGUCAAGGGAACCGGAAUGAUAGCUAAUUUGCUCAGGUCCGUCGUGGAUAGGUUUAAUUUUAAGAAAAACAUCACCGUCAACCUUAGCAACGAAAUAUGUCUACCGAAUCCACACAAAUUGGAUGCGUAUUACCUACACAAGAUAUAUGGCACGUUAAUGCUAGUGUUCAUUAUGACCGUAUUCGCCGGGUACUCCAGCCGGCUAAAACGACUGAUCUGCGCGGUAUUUUUCCGGAAGAGAGAAAAGCGCAGAGUGCUAUACCUGUACAACGAAACAUUAAGAAAGCGAACAGCAUUCUUCAGAUACAUGAAGCAAAAGGUGGCAAAAUUGGCACGCGAAAACAAAUUAUCGGAAGACCUUGAUAUUUUUCUGAUGUUGAGACUUAAGUUCCCAACACUAUUUGGCUGGCUGGUAUGGUUUGCAUGUGGCCGAAGAAAAUGUCUAAUUUGUGGUGAACCAGAAACGAAUGCAGGCAAACAGUAUGGUUGCAAUACCGUUGGAUGUGUUUACAUACACUGUGAACAGUGUUGGAGAGAUGUUGGCGUCUGUUAUGCCUGUUCAGACACAUUCAUCAAAAAAGAUAACGAAUACAAUCUAAACACAGAUAUUACUGACGAGGGUUACGUGGACACUGAUUAUUAUGAAUAGAAAUAAAACAUAACGUUCAUUAUAAUUAUAUCAUUAAUUUUUAUAAAUAUU
This is a messenger RNA of Melanaphis sacchari, 2172 nucleotides long. RefSeq names its product E3 ubiquitin-protein ligase DCST1 (gene snky). The record is from RefSeq and is a predicted model, not a curated record. Lineage: Eukaryota; Metazoa; Arthropoda; Insecta; Hemiptera; Aphididae. Gene Ontology annotation, cellular component: membrane. Bases 1 to 2121 code for a protein of 706 amino acids. The transcript is spliced from 12 exons.